CUUUAAUGUUUACUCUGGUAUAAGCGAGUCGGUUGACGAAAAGAAUACCAACAGAAUCGAUAAUACUUAUAAAAAAAGCGAGUGGGACUUGAUACUUUAAUAAGAAUAUUCGAAGCACUUUUAGUGAUAUAUCUCCUUCAUAUCUUAUAAAGUUGAUGACAUAUUUUGCUCAAGUUAGAUGCGCCAGUUUCUUAAUAGAAUUUUAUUAUAAUUUCGUUUCGUCCAUGAAAGAAGUUUCUUGAAUGUAGGCUACCAAAAUACGAGAUGCUUUUGUAUCUGCUAUAAGAAGACAUAGAUGAAAAGAAAUCAGGAUCGUAACGGACUUAAUAAGUAUUUUUCCUUGAUGCUCUAUAACACUCUCAUCCAUCAUACUAAAUUGUCAUUUAUCACUCUAAUUCAAAUAAUUAGUCAGAAAUUAUGUUUAGAUUUUAUUGAGACGCUGGACACGAGGUUUUCAGUCAUUUAGAAUCAGUGGAACAGGAAGGUAAUGCUUUUUUUAUGCUUCUCAGCUAUUUUCGUCUGCCUUGGAUUCGCAGCUAAAGGACAGGUGGAAUUUAAAGAGCAAGUUGUGGUUGAGCAGGUUUUAGAAAACUGCAAAUCAGCUUGCAUCUUAUCGAGACCUAUAAGAGAUGCGAAACAAAAAGUUACUGUUGAAAUGAUGAUUAGGUUGGUUGAAAUUAUUGAUGGAGACCCUAAACUUGGAGAGUUUACAUUAAGAUUGGCAGAGGAUUAUUCUUGGAUAGAUUCAAGGUUAUCGUGGCCAGAUUCGGAUGUUGAUAUGAUCAGCCUUCCUGAUAAGUAUAUCUGGAUUCCUGAUAUUAAACCCAACAAUUGUAGAAUUUCGUAUGAUUCUUAUUCGGCUGCAUACCGUUCUCAUCCAGCGAAGAUAAAAAGAAAUGGAAGCGUUCAUUGGAGUAAAUAUCGCCUUAUGAAGGUGAAAUGUAAGUUCGAUAGAUCCAAACCAGUAUUAACGAACAUGUAUGCAUGUACAAUUAUUUAUUACUCAUCAAUUUGGAAUGCUAAUCAGCUAGACGUAACUUCUAUGACGAACUCAAUAACGAAACAUGUUGAUUACGUAGAAAACUCUUUUUGGAACCUUAAGAAAUUAGGUGCAAAAAUAAUACAUUAUAGAGAUAAAUGCUGUAAGGAUUUAUUUGUCCUAAUUAAUGUAACUUUUCAUUUUACACAUGCUUCUUAUUUUGUGUAAGCAUGUAUUGCAAUAGACGCAAUAGAAACUAUUGUGCUAUAGUAUAGAAAAGCGUUAUCGUAUUUCAAAAUUUAUUAUUUCGAAUAGAAUGAGCAGUAAACAUAAAAAGAUUGGUAUCAUCUUUGUUUUUCUCUUUGUUGCGCUCACAUUCAAUGAAGAGUAAUCUGACUUCUUUCUAGGGAGUACAUCUUAGCAUUUCUUCAAAUAUUUCCUUCUCUUCCGGUCAUUUUGAGAUGAGAAAAUAUGAAAAUACUUGUUCGACCUUAAAACACACUUAUCCUUUUAAAAGAAAAUUAAUAGAAAUGAAAAAAUGAAACAUAAUAAAGUACUGAGGCGGAAAUAGAGUCAAUACUCUUUCUUCAUUUUUAGUUUUUCCAGAUGCACAUUAUAACAGGUUGAUCAUAAUGUAAAAGUGGAAUUUAAAGUAUCGACACGUCUUCCUAGAAUGAUAAAUAUGAAAGAGUUAUUUUAAUUUCCACCAUUAUUAUUUAUUUAAUUAGAUAUCAAGCUGUGGGAUUUCUGUCGGGAUAUUUCAAAUAUGCUGUAAAGGAAGAUAAAUAAUACAUUAUUGAUGUGAGGGAUUAGCAAAGAUAAUUGUAGGUAUAUAUUUAUAUGUUUAUCCGCCUCCACCUUGUUAUCCCUUCAGAAUAGCACAACCACAAAAGUUCCCAGAAGACAGACAAAAUUUCUCAGCAUGCUACUUAUAGUAUGAACAAUGUCGUGUGAGGAAUAAAAAAAAUUACGAGUCGCAAAAUGAGGGAGAUAUGCCCUAUUCUGUUUCGUUAGUUAGGGAAACGUUGCUGUCGAACCGAUUUAUCUCUG
Messenger RNA from Dimorphilus gyrociliatus, 2029 nucleotides. The record is from the annotation of a GenBank genome assembly. Lineage: Eukaryota; Metazoa; Annelida; Polychaeta; Dinophilidae.